Hyaloperonospora brassicae is the source of this 1488-nucleotide messenger RNA. The record is from the annotation of a GenBank genome assembly. NCBI's taxonomy places the organism in Eukaryota, Oomycota, Peronosporomycetes, Peronosporales, Peronosporaceae.
AUGGCGAGCGAAGUGCUGCAGGCGACAGCGUUCCGCAUAAGUGCCGCUACGACGACCAGUAGCGCGAGCCGACCGAAUAGUCCCGAGUACCAUCGACUGGCCACGAUGGGGCACGACCACAAACCACCAGAGCUGUGGUCAGGAGGUCCGCUGCCGCCGCGUCGAUUUCAGGCGACGUCGAUCAGCGGCCGCGUUGUCAGCAGUCAGAAGGGCGACAGCCUCACGGGCGACAGCGACAGCGACGGCGAACAGGCCGACGUGAUGCACGACAGUUUCCUGCUCCGUGGCCCGAGCGCCGCCGAGCGCGUGCGGUGCCGAUCAGUGGUCGAGAAAAACGACUGCGUCGUGUCGUCCGAAGACGCGUCGUCGUCGUCGUCGCUGCUCAGCGCGGCGCAGAAGGUCGGGUGCUUCAGUUACAUCAAGCGGCGGUACAGCAUUGCGCUGGCGUUUGCCUCGACGGACGUGGCCGACAGCAGCCACCAGAGCCAUUACCAGGAGCCGACGGCCAACCUGUCGCUGCUGGAACACGGCGACGCCAGUGGAUCCAACUGGGAAGCUGCCAAGACCAAGAACGGCGUGCAGCUGUUCAAGUCCAAGCGCUCGCGCUGCGAAGUGCGCGGCGUCACGCAAGUGAACGCGUCGGUGAAGAACGUCAUGUCGAUCUUAGCGGCUGGCGACACGACGGACGCGUUCCUCGAGGCGCAAAAGGUCAUUCUCGGGACCGACCAAGUGCUGGAAGCCAAGAUCUUGGCCUCGUGCGCCGAGCCCACGAGCUCGCGCUACUUCCACUGCGGGCUCAAGUACCAGGCGAUCAAGAACCCGUUUGGCACGACGCCACUCGAUCUCGUGUACCUCGACUACACGGACGUGAGCACGACGGCCGAUGGCAAGUUGAUUGGCUACCGCAUCAUCGAGUCCAUCCGCGUGCCCGAGUUGCGGACGUCGCCCAAGUACGUGCGCGCGUCGAUCCGCUGUGAAGUGUACACGGUGCAAGAGACCGCGACGCCCGGGGUCGUUGAAGUGACGUUUGCCUCGCAUCUCGACCCCAAGAGCAAGUGCUCAGCUCGACGGUCGCAAUGGCUCGAGCAAGCAGCGGCGCGGCUCGCAAACGUGCGCGCGCAUGCCGAGAAGACGAGUAUGGGGAAUCACGUCUUGACGGAUCGCCAGCGGGUCAUCGUGAACCGCAAGCACCGGUCGUUCACGAGCGGCGACAAGGACAAGCAGCAACGGAACUGCAACGUGUGCCAACACGCCUUCUCGUUUCUGCGCAAACGCCACGACUGUCGCGUCUGUGGCGACGUGAGCUGUGGCCGCUGCUGCCGCAAGAUGGCAGUGCUCGUGGACUUGGAGACCACGCGCGUCAAAGUAUGCCUGAGCUGCAUUUUGCACUCGCGGAACAAUCCGGACGAGAUCCGACGGGGCGAACUGGGCCAACAGGUCAGUCGCCGCGACAUUAGCAACACGACGUUUAUUAUCUACGACGAAUGA